GGGCGUCUAAUGGCAACCCGGAAGGAAGCUCAAUCUAGAAUCAAGCCUAAACUGGCGGGAGUGGAUCCUCUCGCGUUUGCCUACUUAGAUGGAGACGUUAUCCUUAGAGGCUAAAACUGCCUAUCACCACAUCCUUCGAUGGACUGAUAGGGAAGUGACUUGGCCAAGGUGACGCAGUCAAAAAAUACAAGCAGGAGGAAUACUUCUGGAUCACCCCCUCCCCCGGCCAAAGUUCUUAACGCCCAACCUAAUUUAUAAAAAUGAAAAUUCUGCUACUCUUUGAUCCUUAUUGAAGUCUAUAGGUCCUACCAAAGAAAACAGAAGUAAAUAGCGCUCCUCCAGCCUCGGUAGUAUAUUAAAGGACCCAGCUGAAGAAGUAAGAUUAUCCGGUCAAUCCAAUACCUCGUUGUUUUGCAAAGUAAAAAAUAAAGAGUUCUAUAAAUAUUUGGCCUUAGACUCGAAAAUCAACUAUUUUCUGCCACCACCGUCACAUUGAGAUUGAGUAAUUGCACUCUACCUUCCCGAACUCUGCAGGCAGACUCGUCUAGCUGGGAACCCUGGAAUACAGACUGUUAAGGUACCUUGUUCAACAACCGACUUCAAGAAUUAAGAAAAAAAGGUCCUCAAAACAGAAAACCGGGCCUUGGAACCAUUGUAGCUCAAGUCAAGUCCCUACCCGGACUUUUUUUUCCCCCCACCUUCUUUUUCCGUUCUCAGGAAGUGGAGGGAGUGUUUCGCUCCACUCGCCGGAAGUGCAGUUCCCACGAGUUUCUGGGCUUCUUUACCGCUCGGUUUUUCUUUCCCCCGCGCGAAUCUACUGGAGAUAACAUGCAUCUGGCUCAGCUCCUCCAGUUACCUGUAAAAAUAAAUUAAUCAGAACUGCUUGACACCUUCCUGAAUAAGACUUAGUAGAAGCCAGUAUGAUUCACUUCAUCCACAGCUUUUCUAAAGUAUCUUCAAAGAUGCUGAAGUGUCCUUUCACAGUGAGACUGGGAGCCAGCAAAAUGGAUGCCCUUUAUUUCAAGACAGCUCUUCAGCAGAAGUUUUCUCCUUUGUGUCCAAAGCCUCAACUUUUCCAAUCAUUUCCAGUAUGUUUGAACAAGACACAAUGCUAUCAUACAUCACCAUGCUGCUUUAAGAAGAAGGAAAAGCAAACAGUUGCCAGGCCACCAAGCACUAUCACUUACCUGCUCGAUAGCCCAAAGCCAGCAUUAUAUCUAACUCUGGCAGGGCUAAUCCCUUUGGUUGCUCCACCAGUGUUCAUGGUCAUGGCAAAGACCUAUAUCCCUGGAUUAGCUUUUUCUCAGAUGGCUUAUGGAGCCAGUUUCUUAUCUUUCUUAGGAGGAGUCAGAUGGGGCUUUGCUCUACCAGAAGGUAGUCCAGCCAAACUAGACUACCUUAAUUUAGCUAACAGUAUAGCUCCUGUUGUGUUUUCAUGGUUUGCUUUCCUCUGUGAAGGACUCACUGAGGCCGUAGUCACAGUUGUAGUAGGUUUGGGGAUAGCAUUACAUGUUGAAGUUUUUCUCUUGCCACAGUAUCCCAACUGGUUCAAAGGCUGGAGGAUAGUAACCACUUUAGUGGCAUCUUUUUCAUUUGCAGUCACUUUAGUGGUUCAGAAUAUUUAUCCAGAGAAAGGACACAAGAGUCAUCAUCAAGUAGAAUAAAUGUAAAAUUACUUUGUUGAUAACAGCCUGUUGGCUACUAGACUUGUAAAGUUUCAGUUUAUCAUCACCUUCUAACUCCCCUGUUCGGCUCUUUUUUUUUUUCCCCCUUAGCAAAACUAAUUUAUUUGUCUCAGGUUUUUCAUCUCUUUUAUUUUUGAUUUUUUUUGUCUGUCUUGGAGCUUCAACUCAGGUCCAAGCCACUGUCCCUGAGC
Molecule: messenger RNA, 1876 nt
Organism: Dipodomys ordii (Ord's kangaroo rat)
Lineage: Eukaryota; Metazoa; Chordata; Mammalia; Rodentia; Heteromyidae
Gene: Tmem69
Product: transmembrane protein 69
Exons: 3
Coding region: 921-1664 (247 amino acids)
Source: RefSeq, a predicted model, not a curated record